Sesamum indicum (sesame) is the source of this 659-nucleotide messenger RNA. Lineage: Eukaryota; Viridiplantae; Streptophyta; Magnoliopsida; Lamiales; Pedaliaceae. The record is from RefSeq and is a predicted model, not a curated record.
UUCAGAAUUUCAUCUACAUAUUACUGAACUGCAAGGAGAAAAAGACUGCAUAUCUCAAGCAAGUGCAGAAAUGGCGUCAAAUCUGAGCCCCGUGUAUGCAUACACGGUUGUGUACGUCAAAGAUGUCGCGAAAUCUGUUGCCUUCUACGCCAAGGCCUUUGGGCAUCAGGUUCGCCGCCUCGACGACUCUCGCAGAUGGGGCGAGCUGGAGAGUGGGCAGACGACGAUAGCCUUUACGCCGGCAAGGCAACACGAGACAGACGAUUUGACCGGAGAGGUGCAGAUCCCUCGUUCCACCCACCAGAGGAACCCUAUCGAGGUCUGCUUUGAUUAUUCAGACGUCGAUGCUGCAUACAAGGCAGCGGUAGAGAAUGGGGCGGAGGCAGUAAGCGCGCCGGAGGAAAAGGAGUGGGGGCAGAAAGUAGGGUACGUGCGAGAUAUUGACGGGAUCGUGGUGAGGAUGGGAAGCCACGUCCGGUAAUCUCUGAGGACUUGAUAUAAGGUAAUGUGCUCGUCACAUGAUGUGUCGCACUCAUAAAUAAGGCGCUCACCUUGCUUAACUGUGUUGUGUAGCGAGUGUUUGUGAAUUUUAUCUUUCUGAAAAGUUAUGAAAAUCACGUCAGCUAUAAUAUUUAACUAUCUUAGUUACUGUCCUGAAA